AUGAGUAAAACAGCUCCGAUUAUAAAAAAUGUAAUACAUACAGGCCAAAAAUAUGUGCCCAUAGUAGAUGGAAGUAAGGUACACUUUCAUUUUCAAACAUGGAAGCUAGGAAAAGAAAGGAUCUUAGUAGAUGAUAGUAGAAAAAUUGGUAAAAGAGAGCCAAUGGUACUUGUUAUAGGACACAAAUUCAAAUUAGAAGUUUGGGAGACCAUUGUAAAAAUGAUGGCUGUGGGAGAAGUGGCAAGUUUUCAAAUAAAAAAAGAGUUAAUAUAUAGCUAUCCAUUUGUUUCAAAGACCCUCCGUGAACUAGGUCAGGAGCAAAGACGAACACACACUUGUACCAUGACAUUGCACACUGAGGGUAUUGGAUAUCCUGAUUUGGAUGAAUUGAUUAAUAAUCCCUGUGACUUAGAAUUUAUUAUAGAAAUAUUAAAAGUUGAAACAUCCAAUGAAUAUGAAAAAGAACUGUGGCAGCUGAGCAGUGAAGAGAGAUUAAAACUAGUUCCUGAACUUAAGGAAAAGGGUAACAAGUUGUAUGGACAAAAAUUAUAUGAUGAAGCAGAAGAUGCUUACACUCAGGCUAUAGCAAUUUGUGAACAGCUAAUGAUAAGAGAGAGAAAAUGUGAUGAUGAAUGGAUAAGUUUAAAUAAAAUAAAACUUCCAAUUCUUCUUAACUUUGCUCAAUGCAAAUUAGUUAAAGGAGAAUACUAUGCAGUCAUAGAACACUGUAACACUGUUCUGGAAUAUGAAAAAGAUAAUGAAAAAGCAUUAUAUAGAAGAGCUAAAGCACACGUGGGUGCCUGGAAUCCAGAUGCAGCUGAGGAAGAUUUUAAAACACUGAAGUCUCUUGAUCCAACUAUGGCAUCAAUUAUAGAUAAGGAAUUAGAAAACAUUAAGCAGUUAAGGAAAGAGAAAACGGAACAAGAUAAAAAUUAUUUGAAACACUUAUUUGUUCCUGAAAAUAAAUAUUCA
Molecule: messenger RNA, 972 nt
Organism: Brenthis ino (lesser marbled fritillary)
Lineage: Eukaryota; Metazoa; Arthropoda; Insecta; Lepidoptera; Nymphalidae
Source: the annotation of a GenBank genome assembly